Messenger RNA from Ciona intestinalis (vase tunicate), 2833 nucleotides. NCBI's taxonomy places the organism in Eukaryota, Metazoa, Chordata, Ascidiacea, Phlebobranchia, Cionidae. The record is from RefSeq and is a predicted model, not a curated record.
CCCCUGCCAAUAACAAUGCACACGUGCCAAACUUUUGUCACCACGUUCCAUACGACGUAUUUCUUUUUUGGGAGUAAAACCUAUUUCAUAGAGACCAUUCCUGGUCCAGCGCCUGCGUCCGGUGCGUGCGAAGAGUGGGUGCAAACUAAGAAUGCUCCUAGUUAUGGUCCAUUAACUAAAAUGUCUGAAACUCAGUUUUCCACCUCCAACGAGGUGGAACUGUCCUGCCAAUGGCCUACUAGUGUGACUAAGUCUAUUAACAAUGCCCGAAUGACGCAAUCUGUCGUCUACUAUGACCACAUUCGUAAACGAAUGAAGAGUCCUAUGGGUAUUUUAAGUAAAUGCGAUGUGCAUCGCGGAUUCUGUACCGUAGGUACAAGUACCUACGUUUGGAAAGUGCCCAAACUUAUAGAUUGCCCCCCGACUAAGCCUGUGGGAACCCAUAACCUGACCCUACAUUUUAGUGAGUCACAACGUCCUUAUCGUUUAGAGGUACGUGAUUUGGGACUUAGCAUUCAUUCCCUGGCUACCUGUCCGACUAAUACUAUCGCCUGUUAUUCUAAGGACACUUUGUGUGAUCCGUCUGGUCUGAUUAUUAUCCCUUUAAAUUGUUCUACCGCCUCUUUGUUGCGGCCUCAGCGAGUUCAUAGCAACAAUGCGUUCGACUCGUAUGAUCCGACUUCUGGUAUGAUUAACGAAGUCUCGGACACCUUGACUGAGAGCAUGCGCAACAUGACUGCCGAUAUACAUUACUUAGAAUGUACUAUUCAGUCACUAGUGUCUACUUUAUAUUCGCUGGUCUCCCGGCAGUAUCCGGGAGACAUACUCAGUAAAAUUCUGGGUGGACAGCGUGCUGCCAUUACGGUAGGAGACCUCAUGACUGAGUUAACGUGUGAGAACAUUAAUGGGACCAUUUUGCAUUCACUUGAGCACGGGAAACUCUUUGCUACCAGGCCACUCAUACGUUAUCGGGACCACGCUGGCAAGUUUCGCAUUGGGCAGUUGUAUCGUGACGGUUUGUUUACGCUGGCGUUAAAUUUGUCGAGAGUUAUACACCUGGGCGGGUGAUGUCUUUUCGUAUUCUUGACAACUUUUAUGUGUUUGAUAAUUACUCCCUAUCACAUACCGACCAAAAGGUCAAUUAUAUUACCCCAUCUUUUUCCCCCGUCAAUUUUCAUCACACCACUCCCGACUAUGAAUCAUUCAUGAACGAGUUCCCCAAGACCGCUAGUGGUUUUGAAGAUCUUACCACUAUGUUAGCGACCUUAAGCCAAGCCAAACUUACUCACGAUAAAUUUUACCACUAUCUUGAAUCCAACUCCAACCCCUCUAUUAGUGCCGAUAUGGAAUAUGUUUCCAAAACGUUGGACACCACCGCUCAUAACAUUUUUCUGAAUGUGUUAAGUUCAAUAACUUCACCAUUUUGGACUUGUAUAGUCAUGGCUGCGCUUUCUAUGGCAUGUUUUUGGGGAGUUUUUUUUACCUUCUGGGUUUUUAAGGUGUACGGUGCGUCCAUUUUUAUUUUCAUUCGGGGUAGAAUUCGAGACGUUCGUUACCCUAAUAACCCCCAAAAUAAUAAUAUUAAUGAACGCGAUAAUUUCAUUUCGGAACGUCCUUCCCAAAAUACCCACGCCACUGCAUAGUUUACUUUUGCAUACCUCUUGGUUAAAUCACAUUCUUUCAUUUAUUUUGCUAAAACAUUUAUUUCGCAUUUCGCUUAAACCUUUAACUUUGGGUAAUCAUGUACGAAUUCGUAAAAAUUAUGGUUUGUUAUACUUAUGUCACUUUUAUCGUUUUUUGUGGUGUCUUUGGUGUAAAAUAAAUUUUUUGUUGGUAAUGUAAUUUUACCUAAUAUAUAUCAUUUUUUUAGAAAUUGGGUAUGUUCAUGCAUUCAUUUUGGCGUUAUAAUUUUUUUUGUAGCUUAUUCAGUGUAAAACAUUUUUAAUAGUAAUGUAACCACACAGUAUAUCUAGCCUAAACGUAUUUUGCAUACAUUCCAUCCAAGACUUCAUUAUACCUCACCAAAUUCCCUUUUUUUUAGACAAUCGCUGCUAGAACACUGAGGCCCUACAAUAGAUCACCCCACCAGUGAACACAUCUGCGCGAACAUGUCGACCAAAUCCUCAACAAUGCAAAUCCUCAACAACACAAAUCCUCGGUUGAAUAUCACUGGAAAUAAUUCGAUGAAAGGUGACAGCCACAUCGGUCACGCAAACAUCGAAGUAAAUCAAACAAAAGAAAUAAAACUCCAAGAGUCAUCCAGUAAACAAAAGACGAGGAUCAUCAUUGGAACCAAAAAACUCCAAAAGCUUCCAACAAUUUAAAAACUGUAAUCAUGAGGAACAGUUCGCGUGGAUCGUCAGCACAUGAAACCAUCUUGUGUGGGUGUGAGCCUAUUUGUAGCGGUUGAUGUGGGAAAGCAGUAGAUUAAUCUUUAAUUUAAUGUCAUUACAAAAUAUACUGAAGUCUCAAGAUCGAGUGUGUGCAACUAACGUCCUUCUAAUAACCGUUUUUCCGUGUACAACAUUCUGGUAAUCGUAUAAAUUUUACGUCUUCUUUGUGUAGGCUCAAAAGGAGACAAUUACAGUAUCAUCAAAGCGUAGAUAAAACACUCCCGAUUCUUUUUAUGUCCGUUUUCUAAAUUUGUACUGACGUUGUAUGCCCCAGGGUCAAAUUAUCUGGGCGUUUUACUAUCUUUUUACUGUGUGUUUUUGUUAUAAAAUAGUUGCCCAAAUAUUGGACAUCACGCAUUUGGACUAAACUUUUGGUGAACGUAUUCUCGUGGCCUGUUUUCAGUCAUCGUUGUUCGUCAAUAAACGAGUCAAAAACCGUU